This is a messenger RNA of Tripterygium wilfordii, 738 nucleotides long. Its product is annotated as embryo-specific protein ATS3A-like. The transcript is spliced from 2 exons. The record is from RefSeq and is a predicted model, not a curated record. NCBI's taxonomy places the organism in Eukaryota, Viridiplantae, Streptophyta, Magnoliopsida, Celastrales, Celastraceae. The coding region runs from base 32 to 604 and encodes 190 amino acids. Gene Ontology annotation, molecular function: protein binding.
UCCAUCUCUGUGUUUCCUUUUAAGGAAAAAAAUGGCAACUAAGAAGUCUAAAGGGUUUAUCUUCACAUGCUGUGCGUUCUUGCUUGCCAUAAUUGCAGGAGGUGAAAGUCUCAGCCUUGCAGAAAAUAAGAGAAAUUGUAGCUACGCGGUCACCAUAGAAACAACAUGCACCAAAGGGGCAGAUACCUCGAACCAUGUCAGUCUCAGAUUUGGAGACAAAAAAUCUAACGACAUUGUGGUGCACCACCUUGACUCAAAGCAUGUAAGAAAACUAGACCCACUGCAGCCGGUGGUCCUAGACGAUGUGUCUAGAAAGCCAUUUCAAGCCUGUAAUGUUGAUCAAUUCCAAGUGACUGGUCCAUGUGUGGAUUCACAAGUUUGCUACCUAUACCUGAAGUUGGCCGGAAAUGAUGACUGGAGACCGGGUUUCGCGCAGGUUCGGGUAUUAGAAGGACCUCGUCUCAGCUCGAAUUAUUUCUAUUUUCGCCGGUACUUGCCCAGGCAUGUUUGGCAUGGACAUGAUGUGUGUGAUAGAGAGCUCACCCCUUUUGGAGUCCAGCAUAAGAGAAAGGUCUUUGUAAAGAAACCAUCUACACAUUUUUAAAAAUUAAGAUCCAUGUGGAAAUCUUCAUUGAAUCUUGACUAAGUAAACUCUCUCUGUAUCUGAAUUCAAUAUUGUUUGAUUAAUGUAUACAAGUUAAUGUAGGGUUGGUCUGUGUGUGUUUUUAGCUACUCUAA